AAAAUGGUUAUCUAAGAAAAUGGUUUAAUAUUCCGUGUAUGAUUGGUUGUCUACACAAACACGACGUACACUAAUACGCGAAUAACUGUCAUUUCAAUACAAGCAGAAUUUAUUAUUAUCUUUUAUCAAUUUGUAUUAUCACUCAUGGAUAAUAGAUAAUAAUUUCGAUAACAAAUCUAUAUAUUUAGUAAUAAGAAACAUUCUGGCAGUGAAAGUGUGUAUGUAUUGUGAUAUACCAAAAACAAAAAUGAAUAAAAAAGAGAUACACGCAUCAGAAACUAGUCGUACCAGAUACAAAGAAAGUAUAAGUUUAACGGAACAAACAAGUAGAGCGGGUGCAACACUACAUCAGCGUCAUCAUAUAGAGACAUCAACUACAAGAAAUCUGAGCGAAAGAAAGUUCAGCUAUCCUUCUGCAGCGUCUUCUUCUUAUACUCGUACUGCAUUAUCCAAGACACCGACGUUAUCUAUAGAUGCCAAACCUUAUGCUCCAAAUUAUCAAAGUCCUUUUCCACGGAGAACUGGCCCUUACCAGAGUCUCCGCGUGACCAGUACGUCCACAAUUACACCGCCUCCUACAGCAACUCUAUCAUCCUUAAGCCUGACAGGAAACGCUCCUUCUUCUUCUUCAACAAGUAUGAAGCUCACCGCCCAAUCAGCGUCUCCAUACAAGGCUUCAAGUUUACCGGAUGUCCAUUCAAACAUACCGACCUACACAUUCAAGGGAAAGCCACGAGGAAAAGUGUUGAUUAUCAACAAUAUGAAGUUUAUUAACAUCAAGGAAGAUAGAAAAGGUGCCGAGUAUGAUCAAGCGAGUAUGAAGGAGAUGUUUAAACAGUUUGGGUACAAAGUAGUUACUGAAAAAAAUAAGACCAAAAAGCAAAUGUUGAACACAAUAAAAUCUUUCAGAAAAGACAUGAAAGAGACAGAUAUAUCUAUAGUAAUUGUGAUGAGUCAUGGUACCAAUACUAAUGAAAAUCAACUAGCAGUUUCUGGAGGAUACACGGAGAUCUUAGGAGUGGAUGAUCAAGGGUUACCUAUAGAUGAAAUUUUGGAUGAAUUUGCAAGCGAUAAGUGUUCGGAUCUGAUCGGAAAGCCAAAAAUUUUCUUCUUCCAGUGUUGCAGGGGUACACAGUACGAAACAUUAGCAACGGACACAAAACCAACAGUAGCUUACAAAAGUCAUGCUGACAUGUUGAUCGCGCAUUCAACGCUACCAGGUUUCUAUUCGCUAAGGGACGAGAAACGUGGGAGUUGGUACAUUCAGUGCAUACAUAAGGUUUUCUCAGAGCACGCGAAAAAGAUGGAUGUCGAGAGCAUGCUCAAGAUUGUGGACGAAGAUUUAUCAAGGCAACAUUUCAUCCAUAAGCAGACUUCCACUUAUGAAUGUAGAGGUUUUAAGCGAUGCUACCUGACAUUGUGAUAUAAAUAAGUAAUUCGGUAAAAGGAAAAAUUUCAAUGUACUCUAUGGUUUUUCUGGUUCUCAAUGUUUGAUGUCCAGGCCGAUGAUUCAAUUGGCCAAUAAACAGCAUCGCUUUAUUUUUUUUGUCUGGCAGCUCUUGAACUUCUUGAGUUUGCUACUAAUGUUGGCCACUAAGCAAAAGAAUUUACCAACACUGAAUAGAAAUGAUAGCCAAAACAACAGAUUUUCAUUAAGCGGCUAAUGUAGGUAUGCCGAAAAGUACCUUUUUAGGUUGUGAUUAAAUAUUUUUUUGUAUUAUUUGGAUAAACUGUAUCGCACAAUAACAACAUAUUUAUAACCUCUCCUGUGUAUUAAAUUUUCAUAAAACUUGUUGGGUAUCGACGUCGUUUUUUAAUUGUAUACCCUACAGAAAACCUUGUAACGACAAAAAUGGGUGGUGGUCUGAAGCUCCUCGGUCUGGAGAGUGUGGGGGAUUUUCUGAUGUAUCUCGAAAGCAAUACGUGGAGCGACACAGACAUCUGGUUCUGGACAACUGUAGAGACAGUCAAGCAAUGCGUCGUCGUUUCAGAUAUUACAUGUACUGCUAACAGCAUAGCCAAUACAUACUAAAGGAUGUAGACAUUGAGAAAUGUUGACCCUUACAGAAG
Molecule: messenger RNA, 2070 nt
Organism: Acanthoscelides obtectus
Lineage: Eukaryota; Metazoa; Arthropoda; Insecta; Coleoptera; Chrysomelidae
Source: the annotation of a GenBank genome assembly